Messenger RNA from Candoia aspera, 1199 nucleotides. It is a transcript of the gene EMC2, whose product is annotated as ER membrane protein complex subunit 2. Lineage: Eukaryota; Metazoa; Chordata; Lepidosauria; Squamata; Candoiidae. The transcript has 11 exons. The record is from RefSeq and is a predicted model, not a curated record. Bases 78 to 971 code for a protein of 297 amino acids. Gene Ontology annotation, biological process: protein folding in endoplasmic reticulum. Gene Ontology annotation, cellular component: EMC complex. Gene Ontology annotation, molecular function: protein binding.
GGCCAGAAGCCUGAGGGCGGGGCUCCAGCGGGAUCACGUGAGCCGGUCGUUCGGUGAGCGGAGGGGAGCCCGGCAAGAUGGCGAAAGUCUCGGAGAUGUACGACGUGACUUGGGAAGAGAUGCGAGAUAAAAUGAGGAAAUGGAGGGAAGAGAACUAUCGGAACAGUGAGCAAAUAGUAGAAGUUGGAGAAGAGUUAAUUAAUGAAUAUGCAGCUAAGCUUGGUGAUGACAUUUGGAUAAUAUAUGAGCAAGUGAUGAUUGCUGCGUUGGAUUGCAGCCGGGAUGACUUGGCAUCGUUUUGCCUUCAAGAACUAAGACGGCAAUUCCCUGGGAGCCAUAGAGUUAAACGGUUAACUGGUAUGAAAUUUGAAGCUAUGGAGAGCUAUGAUGAUGCAAUACAGUUAUAUGACAGGAUUUUACAAGAGGAUUCAACUAACACUGCAGCACGUAAACGUAAGAUUGCCAUUCGGAAAGCCCAGGGGAAAAAUGCUGAAGCCAUCCGAGAGCUGAAUGAGUAUUUGGAACAGUUUGUUGGUGACCAGGAAGCCUGGCAUGAACUUGCAGAGCUUUACAUCAAUGAACACGACUAUGCAAAGGCUGCCUUUUGCUUGGAGGAACUCAUGAUGACUAAUCCUCACAACCACUUGUACUGCCAGCAGUUUGCAGAGGUUAAAUAUACUCAAGGAGGGCUUGAAAACCUUGAGCUCUCACGAAAAUAUUUUGCUCAGGCAUUGAAACUGAACAACCGAAACAUGAGAGCAUUGUUUGGACUUUACAUGUCUGCCAGCCAUAUUGCGUCCAAUUCCAAGGCUAGUGCAAAAGUGAAAAAGGAUAAUAUGAAGUAUGCUAGUUGGGCUGCAAAUCAGAUCAAUAGAGCUUACCAGUAUGCUGGCCGUAGUAAGAAAGAGACCAAGUAUUCGCUGAAAGCUGUAGAAGACAUGUUGGAGGCCCUGCAAAUCACUCAGUCAUAAACUAUAGGAAAGAUGACCGGUGAUAGAUCCUUUUCUCCAGCUCCAUGGCUCAACUUCUCUCCUCACAGACUUAAUGUUAAUUUUAAAUGCCUCAUUAUGUUAACAGUGGUUCAUGUUAGUAAAAGUUGCUAUCUUGAAUAAUGUGUUUUAUAAAAAUGUAAGAUUUCUAUUUAUUGCUUCUAUGAUGAAAAGCCACAGCGGUUAAUAAAAAGAGUAAAUUUUAUUGAA